Molecule: messenger RNA, 919 nt
Organism: Spodoptera frugiperda (fall armyworm)
Lineage: Eukaryota; Metazoa; Arthropoda; Insecta; Lepidoptera; Noctuidae
Exons: 4
Coding region: 135-485 (116 amino acids)
Source: RefSeq, a predicted model, not a curated record
GGGGCAAGAUUAUGCAAUUCUUGGACUUGCAAACCAACGAGUAUAUAAGCUUGUGGUGCGCUCAGAGGAGUAGAAAGUAAGCCAGUCUUGACAGGCAAAGUGUAAUACGGAAUCAGUCCAGCAAACCAAGCAAGAUGUACGCGAAACUCGCUCUUAUCUCCCUCCUGGUAGCCGUCGUGGUCGCUUCUCCAACCCCCGGUGGUGGCGGACACCACAAGCACGUAACCAUCCACGUGCCGUACAAGGUGCACACCAUCCACCACCACCACGUCUCGAAAGUCCACGUCCCCGUGCACGUGCCCGUGGUGAAGGAAGUCCCGGUGAUCAAGGAGGUGCCUAUCAUUCAGCACGUUCCUGUCCCGGUGUACAAGCACGUUCCUGUCCCCGUGGUGAAGCACGUUGAGGUGGAAAAGAAGGUGUACCUGCCCGUGCACCAGGAGAGCCAUGGAUGGGAGGGCGAGUCGUUGUCGCACGGCUGGAACUGAUGGACUUUACUUGUUUUAGUUUAAGGAUUCUUAGGUUAAGAAACCACACAUCGUAAUAAACAGGAGUUGCCGCCAAGAUUACGAAGUCCCACGAAGUCAUUUUCCGAACUUUCCCGAAGUUAUUCCGAAGUUUCCCGAACCCAAUUGGAAUAGGAUUUUAUACUUAUUACAAAAUCAAUUUGAAUUUGAAUGAAAGAGACAAAACAUUUCAUAUCUAAGAUCGAAUCAUCUUCUUUUCUUGUAUGAAAUGUAAAUUAUUGUACGUAAUUGUAAAAAAGUAUCAAAAUAGACUAAGAAAAUUUUCAAACAAAAUUUGUACUUACCAGACAAACAAACAGUGCCUGUGUUUUAUAUAGUUACCAUAGAUGUUAACCAUUUUAUUAUGUAAGAACCAAAGAGAAUAAAAAAGAUGUGUUUUAAUUUUUUUAUAAAAA